CCGUUUCCUUGAAUUAUACUAUCAAAGUUCUGUCCCCUUUGUGUUGCAUUUCGUUUCCGUUUAAGGCUGAUAUUCUGCUGGAUAUUUCCACGCAAUAACGACAGGUGGAAAUCUUGUUUGAGAACAGUGUAGCUAAACGGCCGUUCAGUUUCAAUUUUCGGCGACAACACCGUUAUGAUGGACAUCCAACCUCACUUUCUCAGCCGCUGAAGCGAAGGGGAGCAACCAUGUAAGCCGUCGAAAGCAUUCCAAUGUGUCAUUCAAACCGAACAUUCCUCGCGAACCGUGUAUCUAUCCACGUUUGGUUCUGCCGAGUAUUGGAGCGGCCGCAGUGGUUCAUCUCCGACGAUUUUCCUUAAUGACGUUUCACGCCGUGACCAGUCCGUGCAGGGUAGAUUUUUAGUACCGGUCCUCAGGAUCGUAUCCAUCUCAGUCUCAGCCACGCAAUGACUGAGAAAUCUAGGCAAUUAUUGACAAGGUUUCAUCCCACCCACGGGGAAAACGUAGUACUCACGAAUGACAGCACCGUAGCUUAUCGUACUACCAGCUUCGCCAAUUCCCUGGCUUUCAGUGAAAAACCGCUGCAGCCAGGCGAGAUCUUUCUGGUAGAGAUCGAAAGGACUCAAAGAGGAUGGAGCGGACAUAUGAGACUAGGACUCACCUUACUCGAUCCCGCGACUGUGGACGGUUCCUUACCCAAGUUCGCGCUGCCUAAUCUGGUCAAAUUAAGCAACACAUGGAUGUUCGCUAUUACCGGACGUAGCUCUAUGUGGGAUUACUUGGAUAUCAUGAGAUACGGUGAAGGAAUACCAUCCAGAGAAAAGAAGCUAAUAACAGAUGGAGUUAAUGUUCAAACAUCUAGAGGAGUUAUACCCAUGAAUGCCCUUAGACCAAACACGAUAUCACAAAAUAUCCUACCCACGGAUGCUGGAAGUCGUGUUGGAUUGAUGUAUGUGCCCCAGGCUGGUUCUGACAAGGCAGAAAUGCACUUUAUAAUAAACGGAGAAGACCAAGGAGUAUGCAUGAAGGAUAUACCUUACAAAGCAGGGCCCAUGCGAGCAGUGGUAGAUCUAUAUGGUACUACCACACAAGUCAGGAUAGUUCAGUUGUAUGGCGCAGUAUCCACCCUACAGAGUGCCUGUCGCGAUGCAAUACUACAGUAUACCAAGGGAAAUGCAGUCGACUCGCUUCCGCUUCCACGGGUUCUGAAAGAUUAUCUACUAUACCAGUCGCAGUGAGAGUCGAGCAUCAUUCCAUCUUGUAACUCGACUUUGAUUCUCCAUCUUAAUUUAGAUAACGAUUUCAAUAUUCGACGUUCUUUUGCGAUUCAAUGCUCCCACCAAUGUUGCAAUACAUUGUAUCGCGUAAAUCGUACUUUCAAUUUCUUUACUUCAAAAGUAAAAAAACAAAGCUUUUUACAGAAAGAUUAAAUGCCGUUUUAGUUGUUCCAGAUAGGCGUUUCUUUGAUUUGUAUUAUUUACUAUUAUAUAUCUAAUACGCGUUAUCAGCUCUCUUCUUUUCUUUUUUAUACAAUUUUAAGCGAUCAAUACACGCACCAAUGCUAAAUUCUGACUUGUACAUAAUGUAAGAAAUCGUUGAUUGAGCACCUGUCGAUUACGAUGGACAAGAGAAAACAACAUUCUCUCAGUGCAUUAACAUUCAUCGCUGCCACACGUUCGCAGUUACAAUCGUACGAAUCCACUAGGCUCACACUAUCGUGAGUGUAACAUUCUUUUCUACUCUUUACGACCCACUGUAUCUCCUACGGAUAUUGUAGAGUUGAGUUGGGUGCACUGUUAAUAUUCGCAAAUAUUGAUCUGAUCGACAUAAACGGUUAAGUUCAACAUGUUUUUUCAAAAUAAAUGUAUUUAUAAAAAAACUAA
Molecule: messenger RNA, 1883 nt
Organism: Megalopta genalis
Lineage: Eukaryota; Metazoa; Arthropoda; Insecta; Hymenoptera; Halictidae
Product: neuralized-like protein 2
Biological process (GO): intracellular signal transduction
Molecular function (GO): ubiquitin protein ligase activity
Source: RefSeq, a predicted model, not a curated record